This is a messenger RNA of Leopardus geoffroyi (Geoffroy's cat), 639 nucleotides long. It is a transcript of the gene PHPT1, whose product is annotated as phosphohistidine phosphatase 1. The record is from RefSeq and is a predicted model, not a curated record. Gene Ontology annotation, biological process: peptidyl-histidine dephosphorylation. Gene Ontology annotation, cellular component: cytosol. The coding region runs from base 166 to 570 and encodes 134 amino acids. Gene Ontology annotation, molecular function: protein histidine phosphatase activity. NCBI's taxonomy places the organism in Eukaryota, Metazoa, Chordata, Mammalia, Carnivora, Felidae. The transcript has 3 exons.
GUGUUGUGGGUCGGCGACACGAUUGGCUGAAGCGCCGGGCCCGGGCAGCAAGGCCCCGUGGGAUUGGGCCCGGGCUCCCAGGGCCCGCCUCCCGCACGGUCGACGGGACCCAGGGUCGCUGCGGGAAGGGCCGCGGGCUGCCGGGGCGGGCGGGCUGUGGGAAACAUGGCGGCGGCGGACCUCGCCCAGAUAGCCGAUGUGGACAUCGAUCCCGACGGCGUCUUCAAGUACGUGCUAAUCCGAGUUCACGCGGCGCCGCCCUCCGAGGCCCCGGCCGGGAAGAGCAAGGAGAUCGUGCGGGGCUAUAAGUGGGCCGAGUACCACGCCGACAUCUAUGACAAGGUAUCGGGCGAGAUGCAGAAGAAGGGCUAUAGCUGUGAGUGCCUGGGAGGCGGGCGCAUCUCCCACCAGAGCCAGGACAAGAAGAUCCACGUGUAUGGCUACUCCAUGGAUAGGCUGCGCCCUGGGCUGGAAGGCCCACGCGCAAGGACUGCUCACCUUGGCGGCCAGCUUACCCUGGGCGGUCAGGGAGGGCUGGCCACGUCCGGCUCCAGCGGGCCCCCUCCAUAGCCGCCUCCUGGGUGCUGCUGCCGACGGACGCCCACCCAGAGCCAGGACGGGGCUGUGAGCAUCGGCUUC